Molecule: messenger RNA, 11467 nt
Organism: Dama dama (fallow deer)
Lineage: Eukaryota; Metazoa; Chordata; Mammalia; Artiodactyla; Cervidae
Gene: ZNF639
Product: zinc finger protein 639
Exons: 6
Coding region: 2018-3475 (485 amino acids)
Biological process (GO): regulation of transcription by RNA polymerase II
Cellular component (GO): nucleus
Molecular function (GO): DNA-binding transcription factor activity, RNA polymerase II-specific; RNA polymerase II transcription regulatory region sequence-specific DNA binding
Source: RefSeq, a predicted model, not a curated record
UCUUUAUCUUUCUGGCUUACUUCACUCUGUAUAAUGGGCUCCAGUUUCAUCCAUCUCAUUAGGACUGGUUCAAAUGAAUUCUUUUUAAUGGCUGAGUAAUAUUCCAUUGUGUAUAUGUACCAUAAGUGAGGAAGAGGACUUGAGUGAAAAAUUGCAUGUUCAGAAUCUUCCCAUUAAAAGAGGAGGACUAGAGAGCAAAUGUGUGUAUGACAUCCUUAGGUAAAAAGCCAGACUUCAUCAGGGCAGUUAUACACACUAAAGGCACAGAAAAACAUUUGCUGAAAUGAAGGGUGGUUAGCAUUUUUGGUCUUGAGUGGGCAUUUUACCAUCUUGCUUAAAGGAGGUUGGGUAAACUUUUGGAUAUUGUUCAGCCCUAUGUAGGAGUCAAACAUUUCCUGAUCAAGGUAAUCCUGUUCUUUUCACCUGACAGUCUGAAUCCAAGCCAGCUUGCAACAUUAAUUCUAAUGCCACGCUUGGUUUCCUUGCUUUUUUGAAAGAGUUUGAAGUGUUUAAAAUGCUUGGCUGACAGUUUUCAAUAUUCCAUCUGAUACUUGUAAAACAUUUAGAACAUGAAGUAUAAAGCUUUCAGCUGUAUAAAUUCUGUAUAAAAGAAGUGUUAGAAAUAAGUCUUAAGAUUUUAGUUUAUUACAUAACUUUGAAAACAGCUGUUUUUUUUUUAAAUGCACUUGAUGGGGUGAGCUCAGGGAAUGCUAUUUGCGUUGUUAGAUGAAGCAUUAUAUAUGUUGACACCAUUUCUGCAGAUAUGGUUGUCAGUUUCUUUGAGUGAUUCCCCCACCCUCCUCCCAGUUAGUGGCUGACUAAGGACUGGGAGCAAGAUAUAACUUGCUGGUGACUGUGAUUAUAAAUGAAGAUUUAAUCACACAAUUGUAAACCCAGAAGUCAGAAGACACACUUUUUCAUCGCUGGCUCUUCUACUUAGAUGACUUCACUUUCAAUGAAUUUGUUUCCUCCUCCAGUAAAAUUGGAGUAGAUUUGAUAGUAGCCCUUCUAUCUACGUCACAGGAUUGUUGUGAAAAUCAAAUAAAGAAAAUUGGCAGUAAAUUCAGCAGCACUUUAUGUGUAUGAUUACAUUAUGUAUGGUGCUGAUAAUUUGUCACUGUUUAGUAAAUAAGUCGUGUCCGACUCUUGUGAUCCCAUGGACUGUGUAUUUCCCACCAUUCUCCUCUGUCCACCGGAUUUCCCAGGCAGGAAUUCUGGAGUGGGUAGCUGUUUCCUUCUUCAGAGGCUCUUCCCGACCCAGGGAUCAAACCUGAGUCUCCUGCAUUGGGAGGUGGUUUCUUUACCACUGAACCUCCUAGGAAGCCCAGUAUUGAUAUACCCAGCACUUAAUAAAGCAGCAAAAAUAGUAUGUGCACCUCAAGUUCCCUACUGCUAGAAUUGAGAUGAGAAAUAACGAUGCCAAGUUCUACCUACUGUGUACCUGUAUCACCUUGGUGAUAAGAAAAGAAGCUUAUAAGUUCACAGAAAAAACUUUACAAUGCAUUUUUCCCCUGACAUUCCUUAUUUUCCCACUUCUAUAGUAGAAAGAACACUAAUCUGAAAUGGAGGAAAGAGUUCUGAUUCUAACACUAUUGCUUAAGUUGGACUGAUCACUUUAUCUCCCUAUUUCUAUAAAUAAAAGAUUAAAAGCAUAGACUUGAAAAUCUGUGUUCAAGUUAGAUCUCUGUUCAACCCUGUCACUUAUUUACUAUUCCUCUGAUUUAAGUUUAUGCCUCAAUUUUCUUAUCAGUUGUUGUUUAGCCGUUAUGUCCUGUCAAACCCUGCAAUGGCUCCUUUGUCCAUGGGAUUUUCCAGGCAAAUACUGAAGUGUGUUGCCAUUUCCUUCUCCAGGGGAUCUUCCUGACCCAGGGUCCCAACCUGUGUCUCCUGCAUCUUCUACAGUGCAGGCAGAUUCUUUACCACUGAGCCACCUGGCAUAUUUCACCGUCUGUGAAAACUUCCCUGUAAUUCAGUUUUCCUCUCUCCAUUAUUAAGAAUUACACCAAAUUAAAAAGAUAUGAAUGAAUAUCCUAAAAAAAGAAAAAGGAAGACUUUACAUCCUUCUCGUUAUUCAGAUUCCUCUGGAAUAAGCAGAAUUGCAGAUGGAUUCAAUGGAAUUUUUUCGGAUCAUUGUUACAGUGUUUGUUCUAUGAGACAACCAGACUUAAAAUAUUUUGACAACAAAGAUGAUGAUUCUGAUACAGAGACAUCAAAUGAAUUGCCAAAAUUUACUGAUGGAAUCAAAGCCAGAAAUAGAAAUCAAAACUACUUGGUUCCCAGUCCUGUACUUAGAAUUCUAGACCACACUGCCUUUCCUACAGAAAAAUCUGCUGAUAUUGAAAUUUGUGAUGAAGACUGUGACUCCCCUGAAUCGGUCCACCAGCAAACCCAAGAGGAGAGCCCCAUAGAAGUUCACACUGCUGAAGAUGUUCCAAUUGCUGCAGAAGUACAUGCAAUUUCUGAAGACUAUGAUAUAGAGGCAGAAAACAAUUCCUCUGAGAGUCUCCAAGACCAAACUGAUGAAGAGCCACCAGCUAAACUUUGCAAAAUUGUUGACAAGAGCCAAGCUUUGAAUGUGACUGCCCAGCAGAAAUGGCCUUUACUGAGAGCUAAUAGCAGUGGCCUCUAUAAAUGUGAACUUUGUGAGUUCAACAGCAAAUAUUUUUCUGAUUUAAAGCAGCAUAUGAUCUUGAAGCACAAGCGUACUGAUUCAAAUGUGUGUCGAGUAUGCAAAGAGAGUUUCUCUACCAACAUGCUUUUGAUCGAACAUGCCAAACUUCAUGAAGAAGAUCCCUACAUAUGUAAAUACUGUGAUUAUAAGACAGUAAUUUUUGAGAACCUCAGCCAGCACAUUGCAGACUCCCAUUUUAGUGAUCACCUUUAUUGGUGUGAGCAAUGUGACGUACAGUUCUCCUCAAGCAGUGAGCUCUACCUGCAUUUCCAGGAGCACAGCUGUGACGAACAGUACUUGUGUCAGUUCUGUGAACAUGAGACGAAUGAUCCAGAAGACUUGCAUAGCCACGUGGUAAAUGAGCAUGCAUGUAAAUUAAUAGAGUUAAGUGAUAAGUAUAACAAUGGAGAACAUGGACAGUAUAGCCUCUUAAGCAAAAUCACAUUUGACAAAUGUAAAAACUUCUUUGUUUGUCAAGUAUGUGGGUUUCGGAGUAGACUUCAUACAAAUGUUAAUAGACAUGUUGCUAUUGAACAUACUAAAAUUUUUCCUCAUGUUUGUGAUGACUGUGGGAAAGGCUUCUCAAGUAUGCUAGAAUAUUGCAAACAUUUAAAUUCACAUUUAUCUGAAGGGAUUUAUUUAUGUCAAUACUGUGAAUAUUCAACAGGACAGAUUGAAGAUCUUAAAAUUCAUCUAGAUUUCAAGCAUUCGGCUGAUUUACCUCAUAAAUGUAGUGACUGCUUGAUGAGGUUUGGAAAUGAAAGGGAAUUAAUAAGUCACCUUCCAGUCCAUGAAACAACUUGAUUGUUCUCUUUAACUUCCAUAAUGUUGAUGUGAAAUAAUAAAUUCAACUAUUUUGGAAAUGUUAAAAUGGAUGAUUUUAAACACAACUUGUGAGAAUUGUCUUUAACAAGAUCUUUUUAAUUGCCAGUUUUCUUGGCAUUGCUGCCUUUUCAGUAUAUAGUUGUAUCCUAAAUGUGGUAUUUUCAAUGCAUUUGUAGUUUUAACCACUUUUGGUGACUGUCAUCGUGUUUAUUGCAUGUGCUCUGAAUUUAUGAGUUGAUAGGAAACAUACAGUAAAGAAACUAUAGUUUUCCUUCCAUAAAUAUAGGUGUUACAAACUUUUUCUUCUUUAAACUCAAAACAAGAUCAGUCUUUCAUGGAUGAAGUCAUUAAAGUACUGAACUUCCAGAGCUAAAGUGCAACAUAAUGCACAGUUAAGUCCACUGAUAUUCCCAUUAACAAGAUCCAGACCCUGCUUUUGCAUUCCCCAGUAGUUACUCUCCCCACGACAGUCAGUGAACUCUCCGUCUGUGUGAGUCUUUCAGUGACACUAGGAGCCCCAUGUUACGGUAGGAAGGAAAGAUCUGAUUUUCUUGGCAAUCUUUUUUUUUGUAAUCCUUAUUUUAGCCCCAUCCAUGUGCUAAAUAAUCGUAGAUGGGGAGGAACUGAUAAGGGGUUAAACAAUAAAGGAACAUUUCAUAACUCAUUUAUAAAUGAAACAGGUCAUUUUUAAUCUGUUCAUAUUUCAUUUUCACUUAUGCAACUGCAAAGUCAUGCCUGAACUUCUGAUACCAAAUCAUUUGUUUCUGAGAAAACCCACUGAAGUAUUAAAAUAGAAAUAGGAGGGUAUGAGAGAUUGGGGUUGCUAUUAUGAGAAGGUAUAAAUUACUUUUGAUAAUGGUAAAGCUGUCUUAGCGUCUGUAUUUUCUGUGGCUGCCAUAACAAAUUACCAUAAACUGAGCGGCUUAAAAAGUAGAAGUUUAUUGUCUCACAGUUGUAGAGGCUAGAAAUUCAAAAUUGAAAUGUUAGCAUAGUUGGUUCUUUUCGAGAGCUGUAAAGGAAGAAUCUGUUCUCGGCUGCUCACCUUGACUUGUAUGUGGUCAUCUUCAUGUGUGAUCUCCCUGUGUCCAAGUCUGUCUCCCUUUUACAAGGAAUCAAGCAGUCAUUGGAUUAAGGCUUACCUUGCCAAGCUCAUUUUAACCUAAUAAAGACACUAUCUCCAAAUAAGGUCGUAUUCCAUUACUUCAACAUAUGAACUGGGGAGACACAACCACCACAAGUGAGUAACAGCUUCUUCAAUAGUAUCAAGAAGAUGGUAUUUUGUGCAUCAUUGGCCUCAAAUAUAAGAAACUGCUGCUAACAAACUAUUGUCACUCAGGAAUAUUAAUAUAGUUGACAAGACUGGUUUAUGACCCAUGGUUUUCCCACCUUGAGACCCAUGGGAGUUUAGUCUGUUUUGUAAAUUGUGACAGCAAUAAGUUUUUCAAAACCAUUUUUAUUUCCACCCUUUUGUCAUAUAUGCAUACCUGUAUUCCUAGAAAUUACCAUUCCAUCUAAUUAUAACAUUCCAGGUAGGGCUUGUCUGAUAAAAACAUUUCUUAGAAGACUUAAAAUUGUAAUUAAAUUGGAAGAAAACCUUAGAAACCAUCUGAUCUACACCCUCUUGUUUUCUUUGUUUCUUACAGAAACAGGUUAUUAUUAGGCCGAGGUCACAAAACCAGUUAGAGCAGACAGGAGUGGAAUCCAAGUUGUUUGGCUUCCAAUCUAGUGAUGUUUCCAUUACACCAUGUUAUAAAAAUCUGAGCUUUGUCCUUGGGAUAUUUUUCAUGACUACUUAUCCUAGCCAAGAAUUGCCUUGGUAAUUCGGUUUUUAUACUUUUUCAAUAUCCAUUCAGCUUCAGGAAUUUGAUUUUCAGAAAACAAACUUUAAGUAAUGACUUGGUUUGUUUUUAUUUUCUAAUUGUGUAUCUUAUAGCAUUACGUUUUUGAUCAGGCAUUAGUAAUCAAAUUAGAGAUUGUAAUGGAACCACUCGAGACAUUAAAUCCAAGUUUUAGAACCAUAUAAUCUGGUGCUUUUUUGAUGAAUCUGCAGCUUGAGGCCACAUUUUACUGCCACUUUGUCCAAUAAAAUCUUGCUUUGACUCAGCUUUCAAAUAAGCCUAUAAGUGACCAUUAAAUUGCUGUGGUAGCAAGUCUAUAUUUUUGGUUUAAUGAACUUCUUUGGAAAAACAAGCCUACCUAAAAAGAAAAUUUUCUAACUGCUUCUGGAUUUUUUCUUCUCAAAGGCAUUUCCACUGUACUCUUGUGACUCGAGAAUACAUAACGGAAUACACAAUAGAAUUAUUGCCAGCGGUGAACAGUAGUGAUGGAUCUUUUUUUUUUUCUUUCAUCUUCACCUUGAAAUGAGUGUUACUUGAAAAUGGUGUGGUAUUCAAAAGCCUCUUUUCCUGCUUGUAAAUCUGCCAGUUUUUGCAUUUUAAAUGGCCUUUCAUAGGUUCCUCUGAAUAUGUACCGUAACAUACUAACCAGUUUCCUUUUUCCACAGGGUCCACAGCUUGUUAGGUGAUUGCUGAAUUAUUUGCAGGUGUAGUAUAUACAGGUUUCUGGGGGCUUUUUCCCCUAGUAAGCUAACAAUAUUCCUCAUUUUUAAAUCUGAUCUUCAAAGCAUUGAAUUACUUAAGUCCUGGCACUUUAUCUUAGCUUGUUUUCUCAGUCUUACUACCUUUACAAGCAGGUUAAUAUAUCCCCCAAACUACUGUGAUUAAUUUGUAAUGGAUUCUGAUGACUUAAAAGCACUAUAAGUGACAUAAAUUUGAAAAAGCUAAUAAGAAUCAACUAACCACAAUCCUCCUGGGAAGCAGAUUGACUUAAAAUAAUCAAUACUACUUACUUAACUGAAAAUAAAUAGUUAACGAUUAACCGUAAAUCCCAACAGAGAAGCAAAUUUGGUUAGUCAGUUUUACACUACAAUUAACAGUCUCAUCCCUGUAAAUUAAAAAUGAACUUUUGAAGAUACAGUCUUCUGUAACUUUCAGUUCUGAUGAUUGAAGAUACAGAAUAUCUUUUAGAAUUUCUAUUUAUGGCAUUGCGUUUAUGGAUUUUAAAUAUACCUUGUAUUGGUUUAGCUUUCCAUAAAUUAAUAACAUUCAAAUCUAAGAGAAAGAAAUGUGUAUAUUUAUGGUGUAAAAUAUAAAUACACAAAGCUUAGAAGUUGUCACAUGUAAUUUACAUGUUUAUAUGAAAUUACAUGCUCAAUUUACAAGUUUAAAAAACAAAAUUUUAAUGGUGUUUGCUCUAUACUAAUGAUUUGAAAAAUACUUUUCUAUACAAAGAUUUUCCAUAUUAAAGCAUCACCAUGACUUCCUUACUAAGUCCGUCCUCUUUAAUAACCUUGAUAUUAAACUAGUAACUCCCUGAACCUAAAAUAAAUCACAUUUGUGAAAAGUAAUUUUUUUAUUGUAAAAAGAAACAAUUUUCUCACAUUGCUAAAUAGGAAUAUUGUAUUAUCUACUGGUUUUAUUCACAUAUUUUAAAAAGAAUGACUUUAAAUUCUUUUUUUAAAGGAAUUUUUGUUGUCGUAACCAUUGAUUGUUGUUUGAGUUUUAAAUAGGCAAACAGAUAUGACCCGGAAAAUCUUUUUUCUUGCUGCUAAAAAUACUGAACUGAAUGAAUUAUACAUUGAAAAUUUUAAUGAAAAGUAUAUUUUGAAUAAAAACGUUUUCUAGCUUUUAAUAUCUAGGUAUUGUCUGCUACUGAAAAACAUUACAGAUGAAAUAAUUGGUAUUUUUGCCCUUAUUCUUCAGAGUAAGUUCAGAUUAGGAAUUGGAAUCAAAUGAAAAUAACAUAGAAGCAUCAUUUCUGGUGGGUGAUGGGUUGUUUUUUGUUUUGUUUGGGGGAGGGGUGUUAGUUUUUGUUUUUGAUCCUCUGCCUAAAUACCAUUUACCAUGAUGUUUUGGAUUUCAGUUGGCUGAAAUGUGAGAGUAUUGAAUUCUUUUUUCUUGCCUACCUUGCACAUUUUAUUUAGGGUUAUCACUUCUCUGCUAUAACCUUAUGUUUCUGAAAUAUAUUGCUCAAGCUAUAUUCUACGACUGAUUACUCUUCGCUUUGCAACCCUUUCUCACCUCAUGUGGAUUUUCAGAAAGUCUCAAGAGAGUAAAAUUUUCCCAGUUAGCAAGGAGAGAGUGGAUGUCUUAAUUCUUCCUUCUCUGUAUUCUCCAAACUGUUAAAAUAAUUUACUCCUUUCAUACCAUAUACCUCAUCACUCACUUCUACACCCUGUAAAUAUUUUAUUAUAUCCUGUCUAACAGAAUUAGUGAAUUUGUAAAUUUUAAUGUGUCUAUUUUAGAUUUUUAAGAAGCAGAAUAUCAUGGCACUUUUCUUUCUGGCUGUGCUACACAACUUACGGAAUCCUAAUUCCCCAACCGGGGACUGAACCCAGGCCACAGCAGUGAAAGCGCUUAGUCCUAACCACUGGAUGGCCAGGGCGUUCCCUCACAGCACUUCUUUAUGGUUAUAAGAUUAUAGUUAAUUGCAUUCUUUAUUGAACAACUAAAUUGCUGAAGUAGAAAAACUAACACAGAGUGACAGAAUGUUAAUUUGGAAGGAACCUCAGAAAUCAUCUAAUCCAGACCCAUAAAGCACAUUACAUAAAAAUAAUUGUAUAUGGUACAUUAUUUUAUGGUUUUAAAUUAUAUGUUGUAAAAUGUAACACAUCAAAUCUCAUUCCUGAAUAUUUUUACUUAGGACAGAACUAAUUUUUUUUUUUAAAGCAAAUGUUUAAAGAAAAACAUGAAGUAAAUAAUGAUACAUCGACAUGGAAAAAAAUAGGCAGGUAAAACAUGGAUGACAAAUUUGAGAAUACAAAAUCCUUAUCUAAACUUCUUAUUUAUAGCUCAGAAAAUGAUUCUCUAACAUCGUUAGUCGAAUGCUUUUUAAGCUAUAAUAAAUAUGACAUAACUCUCUACCACUCUUCAAAGAAUUUUAGAAAAAGUGAAAAUGUACCCUAUUUUUUCAGUGAAAUGUCAUACCAGACAACUGAAGAGAGAAAAUAAUGUAAUGGGGGGUUCUGGAUCAUGGCAUGAGACCUUAUUUUCUAGUCCCUGUUAGCUAACCAUAAAUUGUGUGACUAACCAAGGACAAUGGAUGUAAUGUUACCAAGUUUUUCUUUCAAUUCCUUAAAAACUUGUUUCACUACCACUCUGUUUAAAAACUAUGGAAUGUCUCUUCUCAAGCCAUAUGCACAGGGAUACAAAGAUAAACUGUGGUUCCUGUCCUCAAAGUGAUUUACCGUAUAGGGCAGGAAACUCUUCUCUGUCAUUCUUCUGAACUCCAGUUAAAUAUGAAGCUGAGUGCCUUUUGUGUUUCUAACUUCCUAUAUAAUGCUACCAUAAACAUUCUUGUAUGUGUUAAGGUGUUUGGGAAUUUUUUUUUUGUCCCUUGGAGGGAUGUGGGCUUUCUGUAAAUAUUUUUUGUAUGAUUGUGAUUAAAUAUGUCCAAAAUAUCCAGACUGGCUCAAGUUUAUACACCCAUCAUAUGAUCAGGUUUCCCUGCAUCCUUAUAAAGUGAGUUGAUUUUGGUAAAUCUGAAGGGCAUAAAGCACUACGUUACUGUUGUUUGAAUUUGCAUUGUUUGAUUACUAACAAGAUUGGGAAGGUCUCAAUAUGUUCAUGAGACACUUUGGUUUCUCACUUUGUGAAGUGCUUCUGCAUAUGCUUUGUUUUUUUGUUGUUGUUGUUUGUUUGAAAGCCCAAUGUCCUAACCACUGGACCACCAGGAAACUGCCCUUUGUCCACCUUUCUAUUAGGUUUUCUGGUUACUUUUGAGAAGUUCUUUAAAAUUUUUAAUUAUUGGUCCUUUGUUGAUGAUAUACACUGCAGAGAACAGAUUCCCGGGUUCCCAUCCAUUGCUGAUGUCUUUUGUUGAACAGAAAUCUUUACAUUUGAUGUGGAGAGAUCCAUCACAUUUCACCUUACAGGUUGUGCUUUCUACAAUCUUGUUAACAAACUCCUCUGUAACCCCAAAGUCACAGAACUAUUUUCCUACAUUUUCUCUGAGUAAUGUUGUGGUUGUACCUUUUGUGUUUAGGUCUGAAUUUCUCUGUGUGUAAGAAUGAUUCAAGUUUUGUUUUUGUUCAUUCAAGUGAGCCAAUUUUGUCAGCACUAUUUGUUAAAUAAUGCAUUCUUCUCCCAGUGAUUCAUGAUAACAAUUUGAUCAUAUAUCACUCCCCAUGGGCAUAACUGGCAUACAGAUUUGUGUCUGUACUCAUUAUAUUCCUGUUUGUUCCUGCAACAGUAUCACAUUUUUUAACAGUUACUUAAAACAUUAUAGGUUUCCAGUAUGUCUUUCUUUUAAUUGGAGUGUGAUUGCUUUACAAUGUUAUGCUUCUGUUGUAUAAUAAAAUGAAUCAUUUUAAUGUGUGCAUAUACCCUCUCCCUUUUGGAUCUCACUCCCAACCCCCAUCCCAUGUGUAAAAUAAAUAGCUAGUGGAAGCUGCCAUAAAGCACAGGAAGCUCAGCUCAGUACAGUAUGUCUUAAUAUCAGGUAGUGUGAAUUUAUUCUCUUCGCUCUUCUUUUUAGAAUUGUUUUUAGCUAUUGGUGGACUUUUCCUUCUUCCAUGUAAAUUUAGAAUUAGUUCCAAAUUCCAUCUAAAGUUUUGUUGGAAUUGCAUUAUAAUUAUAAUCAUUUUAGAGGGAAUUGACAUCCUUAUAGUGUUAAAUCUUUGCUUUCAUAAACAUUGUAUAUUUCUCCAUUUACUUAGGUCUCUUUUAAUGUUCUUUAAAAAAUUUUCCAUAAAGGUUGUAUGCAGUUUUUGUUAAGCCAAUAACUAGAUUCUUUAGUUUUGGUUGCUUUGACAUGCUAUCUUGUUUUCUAAUUGGUUACUGCAUGUUUAUAGAAAGGUUCUGAAUUUUGAAAUAUUGAUUUUGCAUAUAGAAGUGUUUGGGUUUUAAUCUUAGUUUUAAUAGCUGUCUUUCCUUAAUUUUUAAUGUAAGUCACCAUAUAAUUGUCAUAAAUUAUAUACUUGUUUCUUUAUUCCUAGUCUGCGAGUCCCGAAUGACUUUUUUUCUUAUCACAGAAUUUGUCAGUGCUUCCACUACCAUAAAGAGCAGGAAUAGCAUUAGCAGGCAUUCCUUUUUUUGUUCCUAGCCUUAAGUGUAAGACUUCUCUAAUCUCCCUGUCAAGUAUAUUUUCUGUAGGUUUUGGUAAGUAGCCUUUAGCAGUUUUCUUAGUUUUGAAGACUUUUUAUUGUAAGUAGGAUUAAACUUUAGCAGUGAUUUUUUUCUAUAGCUAUUGAAAUAAAUGUGGGCUUUCUCCUAUAAGUCUGCUAAUAUGAAUUCCAUUGGUUGAUUUUCUAAUAUUAUCUUUGUAUUUCUAGGAAAACUGUACCUGUAGAAAAAAAAUUUUUUAACACAGUGUUGGAUUCAGUUAGCUAAUAUUUCACAUAGGAUAUUUGCCUCUACAGUCAUACAUGUGAUUUUCUUUACUUACACCUUCUGUAAGUGGUAUUAAGGUUAUUCUAGUCUUAUAAGUGAGUUGGACUGUUUUUUCCUCUUGUUCUAUGCUUUGCAAAAAUCUGUAUGAGAUAAAAUUAAUCUUUUCUUGAAAGAUUUAGUAAAGGGUUAUCUCUAAAGUCAUUUAGGCUGGCUUGUUUUUGGUGUAUAUGGGAAAUUGCCAUUUCCAUUUUUUGAGUACUUACUAGUUUUUCAUAAGUUUUAAAAUAAUUUUAGUUUUUGUUAAUCUCUAUUUGUUUUAUUUAGCCUUUAUAUUUAAAUUUUUUCCCCUUUCUUCUUUAUGUUUACUCAUGUGGUUUUUGCCUAUGAGUCUUCUAUAAUAAGGAAAAUGAUGGAUUAAAUUACUUAUUAUAUGAAAACACUUAUUUUUAUAAUUUAUAACAUGUAAUGUCACUUUUAUUUGAAAUACAAUAAUUAUAUUAAACAUGUAGUUGUUAUUUGUAAAGUGAUACUGUUAUGAUUUUAAAAAUUCAAAUAAUAUAAAUAAAGCAAAAGUUACCUUUGA